Molecule: messenger RNA, 402 nt
Organism: Zingiber officinale
Lineage: Eukaryota; Viridiplantae; Streptophyta; Magnoliopsida; Zingiberales; Zingiberaceae
Product: caffeic acid 3-O-methyltransferase-like
Exons: 1
Coding region: 1-402 (133 amino acids)
Biological process (GO): methylation
Molecular function (GO): S-adenosylmethionine-dependent methyltransferase activity; protein dimerization activity; O-methyltransferase activity
Source: RefSeq, a predicted model, not a curated record
AUGGCCCCGCCGCAGCUGUCGCCGGAGGAGGAGGAGCAGGAGUGCUCCCGGGCGUUCCAUCUCUCCUACGCCGCCGCCCUUCCCAUGGUUCUCAAGACGGCCAUCGAGCUCGGCCUCCUCGAGAUGCUGGUCGAAGCAGGACCGACGUCUGUGCUGAGCUCUGAGGAGCUCGCGGCCCGCUUGCCGACCACCAACCCGGCGGCGGCGGACAUGGUCGAGCGCAUCCUCCGAUUGCUCGCAGCGAAUGCCAUCGUCGGCUGCGCCACAGACUGUGGCCGCCGGAAGUACUCCGCCGCGCCCAUUUGCAAGUAUUUGGUGCAGAACGACGACGGCGGCACGGUGGCCAAUCUAGUUCUGCUUCAUCAGGAUCAAGUCUUGAUCGACAUGUGGUACGAUAUAUAA